GAAAAUCAGCUCCGUCGAAUAUCGAUAAAUUAUCGAUCAAUUCUACACCCAAUUUACUAAAAAUGUUAUAAGACAGUUGAACAGAUGCAUCUUUUGCAUGGGAUCCGAAUCUGUGCACCUAGGUUGUUUUCUGUUUGCUCCUCUCGUAAUCACUUUCCCACAAAACCGAGAUAAGAUCCAAAGGAUCAGGUCUACAAAUUUUCCGAUCGUUUGCCACCUCUCAUCCUCCUCAACCAUUAUCGCCGGUUGGUGUCACCCAAAUCCAUCAGCAUCACCGUCAAGAUAGUCUGCGAAUUCGUCGAUGCCACCUAAAUCCAUAAGCGUAUCCGUUCGAAGGGUCUGCUAAUUCGUGAUCUUUAGGAGCUCGUCACAGAACGGCCUUUAUAGCCCCUGGGCUGUUCUCCAAAAUCCAAGGGCUGCAACGACAGCAAGACGGGAGUAACGCAUUCCAAUUCCGAUUAGGUAAUCCUUCUCUCUCUCUCUCUCUCAUGGAGGAUAUCUUCGAUUCAUCCCUAAACCUAGAAGAAACCCACUUCAACGAAGGUUUCAACGAGGGCUACGCCGACGGCUUAUCCUCAGGCAAAGACGAAGGCCGCCAAGUGGGCCUCAAGCACGGCUUCGAGGUCGGCGAGGAGUUAGGGUUUUACAGGGGCUGCAUCGACGUGUGGAACUCCGCUAUUCGGGUCGACCCGACUUGCUUCUCGUCUAGGAUCCAGAAAAGCAUCAAUACCAUGGACAACUUGGUUAAAAAGUACCCGACUUCGGAGCCGGAGAACGACUCCGUGAAUGAGGUUAUGGAUUCUUUGAGGUUGAAGUUUAGGUCUGUUUGUGCUAGUUUGAACGUGAAGUUGGAGUAUAAGGGGUAUCCUAAGGAAAUGUUAAAGUUGAUGCUUGCUUGCUGUAAGGUGUACAUAUCUGAAAGCCGAAACAGGGUUGCCCUUGAUUCAAUUGAACAAGCUGCCAAACUAUUCCCACAAGCUGCCAUAAUCAACAAGUUUGAAGAUGAGACUUAUAAUAGAGUUGGUUACACCCUUGUCUCCAAGGUAACCCCAGAGCCAUCUUCGGGCAUGUGUCCUCUAAAGACUACUGUCUUUGCCAUGGUUAAAGCUGCUUUUGAAGCCGUUGACCUUGAGUCGCACCAUGGAAGUCAUCCUCGGCUUGGGGUUGUGGACCAUAUAUGUUUUCACCCCUUGGGUAGUACUUCUCUGGACCGGACAGCAGCGCUGGCAAAAUCCUUGGCAGCUGAUAUUGGCUCCAUUCUGCAAGUGCCGUCUUUCCUUUAUGGAGCAGCCCACAAAGAGGGAAGAACACUUGAUUCAAUCAGACGGGAGCUGGGCUAUUUCAGGCCCAAUUUUACCGGAAACCAAUGGGCAGGAGGACCAAAAUCAGAGCUCUUGCCACUGAAACCAGAUGAGGGUCCAACUCAUGCAGUUCAAGCGAAGGGUGUCGUCGUAAUUGGAGCAACCCCAUGGGUCGAUAACUACAAUGUUCCAGUCUACUCUACCGACAUUGGCCUGGUUCGUAGAAUCGCUAAAAGGGUAAGUGGGAGAGGUAAAGGACUUCCAUCUGUCCAAGCCAUGGCACUUGCUCAUGGUGAAGAUGUGAUUGAGGUAGCCUGUAAUUUGUUGGAACCAAGUGAGGUUGGAGGUGAUUUGGUUCAGCUUGAAGUGGAGAGGAUUGCAGGAGAAGAGGGUUUGGCUGUGAGGAAGGGCUAUUAUACUGAUUUUUCUCAGGAAAAUAUAAUUCAAAGUUAUUUGCAGUUGGAUUUUCACAGAGGACAGAGAGAAUAGAAAAAGCUACUCGUCCAUGCAUUACUCUGACAAAAUCAGUAGGUUCUAUCUUUGGGAGAAAAUUCAGAAAAUACCAAACUCUGAAGUAGGAGAUUGAUCUGUUUGUAAUGUUGUUGAUAUUCAUUCCUCUUUCCACAGGAAGGUUGGCUCAAGUGAAAACCCCCUCUUUUUCAA
Messenger RNA from Rhododendron vialii, 1964 nucleotides. RefSeq lists its product as uncharacterized. Bases 489 to 1790 code for a protein of 433 amino acids. Gene Ontology annotation, molecular function: folic acid binding; transferase activity. The transcript is spliced from 3 exons. NCBI's taxonomy places the organism in Eukaryota, Viridiplantae, Streptophyta, Magnoliopsida, Ericales, Ericaceae. The record is from RefSeq and is a predicted model, not a curated record.